Molecule: messenger RNA, 2256 nt
Organism: Lycium barbarum (goji berry)
Lineage: Eukaryota; Viridiplantae; Streptophyta; Magnoliopsida; Solanales; Solanaceae
Exons: 4
Coding region: 1-2256 (751 amino acids)
Source: RefSeq, a predicted model, not a curated record
AUGGCAAAAGAAACGGCAAAGAAGAUGAGGUGGCACAAGGAAGAAAAUAUUGAUGAUGGUGUCUUGCGACAUCCAUCCGACUCAAUAGAAUGGAAAUCUUUCAAUGAGCGUCAUCCUACUUUUUCAACUGAGUUAAGAAAUGUUAGAUUAGGUUUAGCAAGUGAUGGGUUCCAACCUUAUGGGAAUAUGAGUUCCAAUCAUAGUAUUUGGCCUGUCGUACUAGUUACGUAUAAUUUUCCACCAUGGGAUUGCAUGAAAGAACAAUAUUUCAUGAUGACACUUCUUAUUCCAGGCCCUAAGUGUCCAGGCAAUGAUAUUGAUGUAUACUUACAACCAAUGAUUGAAGAGUUGAAAGAACUAUGGGACGGGGUGGAGACUUAUGAUGCACACUCAAAAUCUAAUUUUCUUAUGCGUGUGGCUCUCCUGUGGACGAUUAAUGACUUUCCUGCAUAUGGGAACCUUUCAGGAUGGUCAACCAAAGGCAAGCUUGCAUGCCCUUGUUGCCAUAAAGACACACAAUCAGUUUCCUUACGUAAUAAGUUAUGUUAUAUGGGUCAUCGUCGCUUCCUUCCCAUAAACCAUCCAUGGCGUAGAAACAGGGUGUUAUUUGAUGGGAAAGUGGAAAUGGGGGCUGCACCUAGCCCUUUAACAGGUGAUGAAGCACUUAUGCAAUUACAAGAUUUGGGUAAUGUGACUUAUGGCAAAGUGCAAAAGCGAAAGCGUAAUGUUUCUAACAAUGCUUAUAAUUGGAGGAAGAAGAGUAUCUUUUUUCAAUUGCCUUAUUGGAAGAAUCUUAUGUUGCGACAUAACCUUGAUGUGAUGCAUAUAGAAAGAAAUGUGUCCGAUAAUAUUUUAUCAACUGUGAUGAAUAUGGUUGGAAACACAAAGGACACGUUGAAAAGUAGAUAUGAUUUGGUGGACCUUGGAAUCAGGCAAGGAUUGCAUCCAAUUGAGGAUGGCGAUAAUAUUUUCUUACCGGCGGCAUGCUAUGCAUUGUCCCUACAAGAGAUGUUGAAGGUAUGUGAUUUCUUAGCUAAUUUGAAGGUUCCAGAUGCCUUUUCAUCAAACAUUUCAAGGUGUGUUAACAUACUUGAGAAAAAGAUACAUGGAUUAAAGUGUCAUGAUCAUCAUGUAUUAUUACAAGACAUUUUUCCAGUAUCUAUACGUGGUUUGUUGCCUAAGGAAGUCUGUGAACCAAUUAUAGCCUUAGCCAAAAUUUUCAAGAAUCUAUACUCUAAGUUCUUGACAAUUGAAGAUCUUGAUAUCCUAGAGGCUGAAAUUCCUAUCAUAUUGUGCAAACUUCAAAUGGUUUUUCUUCCGGCGUUCUUUGAUGUCAUGAUUCAUUUGACAAUUCACUUGGCAAGAGAGGCAAAGCUUGGUGGACCAGUUCAAUAUCGGGAUAUGUACCCUAUUGAGAGAAAUGACGAUGGAUCUAGGUCAAAGGGUGAGAUGUCCAUCUUUAAAAACAGUGGGCAACCAAAAGGUGCUGCUACAAAUAGCAAGAAGCUACCUCAUGAAGAGUUCAACCAAGCAUGCAUGGAAUACACGAGAGAGAUUGAAAGUCAAGGAUCAAUGAGAGCUCAUAGGAUGCAUAACAAUGAGUUUCUUGAUUGGUUUCGUGCACGUAUAUUUGUGUUAUCUGCACAAGGAUGCGCAAAUGAUGAUCUCAUAAGCCCAUUGGUUCAUCGAUAUUCAACAUUUAUGGUGAAUGGAUUUAGAUUUCAAACAAAAGAGCUUGUGAGAAAAACACAAAACAGUGGAGUUCUUGUUAGAGGAGAUGAUUUAGACCCUAAUAAGGAGUAUUAUGGUGUAUUAGAGGACAUUUAUGAGUUGUCUUAUGUGGGGAACAUGAAAGUUUACCUAUUCAAGUGUCAUUGGUGGGAUGUGGCUCGCCUAGGAAGAGGAUAUAAGAUUGACAAAUAUGGUUUUACAAGUGUGAAUACUCAUUGUGCCUUGAAUACAAAUGAGCCAUUUGUGUUGGCGUCUCAGUCCGAGCAAGUCUUUUACUUGAAUGACAUGGUCAAUAAAGAUUGGCUUGUUGUUGUAAAGACAAAUCCUCACAACCUUUUCAAUAUUCCUGAAGGUGAAGAUGAAGCAUUACUUAACGAAGAAGUUUAUCAACAAGAGGAAGUUGAAUGUAAUAUUUUGCGUACCAAUGACCAAGAAACUGAGAUUGAGGUGUCUUUACAUAGGGAUGAUAUUGAACCACAAACUGUUUUGCGUACCAAUGACCAAGGAAAUGAGGAAGAUGAUUAA